AUGACGAAGAAAGACUCCCUUGAAGACGUUCUGAAAGGGAAAGGAGUUCAUAUCGACAGCGAAAAUCGAAUCUGGUGGGAUGAAGAUGCCGAACAACAUCCCCGGAACUGGAAGGCUGGAACAAAGACAUACACCGCCGCCUUGAUAUGUUGGUUGGAGAUGUACAUGACAGCAAUUAGCUCCUCUGGGACGGCUACUGCAGACUCGGCACGAGAGGAGUAUAAUCUUAGCAGAACGCUGGCCUAUUUUGCCUUUGUUACCAUAUACUUGCUGGGUCAAACCAUAGGAAGCAUAUUCUGCUCUCCCAUCUCAGAAGUCUUUGGACGACGGACGAUAUACAUACUUGCGGCAACACUCUUUUGCAUUUCGUCAGCAAUAGUGGCCGCGGUGCCAUCGAUAAUCGCUGUAUAUUUUGGUCGAUUCUUGCAAGGGGUGGCUGCGGCAAUCCCUGCAACUGUUGCUUUUGGUAACUUUGACGAUAUGUACAACGCUGAGCAUAGGAUCUGGGUCGUCUACAUGUACACCAUUCUCGGUAUGCUGGGGCUGGCACUGGGCCCUAUUUACUCGACAUUCAUCACCUCGAGCAUAGGCUGGCGUUGGGUAUACUACGUCUCCACAAUCGUCAUGGGCGUCACCGCUGUUGCAUGCAUCUUCACGAGAGAGUCAAACGCAAAUCAGUUACUCGACAAGGUUAUCAAAGAAAUACAGGAAGAGACUGGAAUAGAUGACAUCAAGUCUGGCCAUGAUAAAGGAGAAAAGCUCACCGUAUCUGCCUUCGCGCAGAAGACACUCUUCCUACCCUUGAAGCUCCUUGUUACGGACCCUCUGGUACUCUUUUGCGCCAUACUAUGCGCCAUCGCGUUUGGUCUCAUUUACGGCUUGACAGAAUCACUGACGAUAGUCUACACUGCGCCACCCUUUAACUUUUCGCAAAACAACUCCAGUUUGGCAUUUAUUGCCAUCGCGAUCGGCGAGAUACUGAAUAUUCUGCCUCGGUUCUAUGACGCCUAUAUAUACAAGAAAUACCGCAAAAUACAUCGACGCAUCCUGCCCGAAAGUAAAAUUACCUCGUUUGCGAUCGCUGCUCCAUUACUUGCCAUCGGUUUGUGGCUCUUCGCCUGGACUAUUCCACCGCGGGUCACUUAUAUUCCCUGGCCUGUUAGUAUGAUUGGUCUGGUGAUGAUUGGAUUCAGUGCCAAUGAUUUCAGUUACGUGCUUUUUGGGUAUGCCACUGAUAGUUACGGCAAACAUGCUGCCAGCGCUGUCAGUGCCAUCAGCUUAACGCGUACGCUGACUGCCGGCGUCUUUCCACUUUUCACACAUCAGAUGUAUACAGGGCUAGGGAGUAAUGUCGCAACGAGUAUCUUGGCAGCGGUGGCGAGUCUAUUUGCAUUUACGCCAUUCCUAUUCUUAAAAUACGGAGAGAAAUUAAGGCAUAAGAGUAAAUUCGCGGCAGACAAUGAGGAGGCUCUGGAGCAGGAGAACUUUCACAUGAAGGAUAAGGAUUGA
Messenger RNA from Fusarium sp. VM40, 1509 nucleotides. The record is from the annotation of a GenBank genome assembly. Lineage: Eukaryota; Fungi; Ascomycota; Sordariomycetes; Hypocreales; Nectriaceae.